AAUCCCGCGUCUCGCGGUCCCCACACUUCUCUCACAUUUCCUAGUCUCCUUUCCGUCUUACUCUAUUGUAUAAUGACUUCUACAAACUCUCCCAGCGAGACCGCGACCAUCGUCGAUGGAACCCACCCCUACCGUGACAACGAUGCGGAGCCCGUCGAGCCCCCUACUCACGACCCGGCACAACCGGAUCUGAGUUUCCCAUUCGCCACCACAAACACCCAGCAGGGUGGCUUCACGGAUGAAUACCGUACCACCACGAAAACUGGUUUCGUACCAGCUGAUCUGGCCCUACGGCCGAUCCCCACCCAUGUCUCACAAGUUCCUGGCGCCUUGAAGGACCCCGAAAAGGCUGCGGCGCUGAAGGACAUGAAGUUGGUUACAUGGCUGCCGAACGACCCGGAAGAUCCGCGGAACUGGUCGAAGGCGUAUCGGUGGUAUCUCACGGGCAUAUGCGCAUUUUCGGUGGUCGGUGUCGCUUUCGCUAGCGCCGUUGUCACCGGCGAUUUCGAAGAUAUUGAGAAAGAGUUCCAUAUCGGCGAGGUCGUCACCGCGCUGAGCGUGUCGCUCAUGGUUUGUGGGUUUGGUAUCGGCCCUUUGGCGUGGUCACCUCUGAGUGAACUUAUUGGCCGCAGGUGGAUCUGGAUCAUCCCGAGUUUCAUUUACGUCAUAUUCAAUAUCCCCUGCGCUCUCGCCAAAAACGUUGAAACUCUCAUGAUCUGCCGAUUCAUUUGCGGCUUGUUUGCAUCUGCCCCUCUCACACUCGCGGGUGGUACCAUCUCGGAUAUAUGGGACAACAAUGAGCGUGGUUUCGCUAUUGCUCUAUUUGCUGCGGCGCCGUACGGCGGUCCUGUCCUCGGCCCCAUUAUUGGUGGUUUCGUCGGCGAGAAGAAAGGUUGGCGAUGGAUGAUCUGGAUCAAUAUGAUUCUCGCGGCGCUCGUGGCUGUGUUGACUCUGACAAUUCCGGAGACAUUCGCCCCAGCCUUGCUCAAGAAACGUGCAGCACGUCUGCGUAAGGAGACUGGCAACCCCAACAUUACCACUGAACAGGAGCUAUUCAAAGCAUCUUUAUCGGACGUCAUCGUUGAGACGCUCAUUCGUCCCUUCCAAAUGCUAGCGACAGAACCCAUUCUGCUACUCAUGUCGCUGUACAUCGCCCUCAUCUACGGUCUUCUCUACGCGUUCUUCUUCGCUUACCCUGUUGUCUUCCUCGAAGCGUACCAUUUCAGCGACGGCCUCUUCGGGACUACGUUCUGCUCUGUUCUGAUCGGCCUGGGUCUCGCGUUGUUCGUGACACCACUUAUUGAGAAGAACUACCAAAAGCGUGCCGCCGCAAAGGGAGGUCGCGCUGACCCUGAGGACCGGCUCGUCGGUAUGAUGAUUGGCUGUUGGUUCGUGCCUAUCUCUAUGUUCAUCUUUGGAUGGACGAGCCCGCCAUACGUCCAACCCGGUGGUGGAAAUUGGGUAGGUCCCGCGUCGUCCGGAAUUCCGUUCGGCUUUGGCAUGGUUAUCAUUUACUUCUCUGCCAACGCCUACAUCAUUGAUGCCUUCCCCGGCUACGUCGCGUCUGCCCUCGCCGCCAAGACCGUCAUUCGUUCUGGGUCGGGUGCUGCGAUGCCAUUGUUCAUUGAGGCGAUGUACCAUAAUCUCGGCAACGGCUGGGCAGCGUCGACAUGGGCUUUCAUCUCCAUUGCGAUGAUCCCAAUACCAUUCUUGUUCUAUCGAUACGGUAAAGCUAUUCGUGCCAAGUCUAAGCGCGCCGUCGCGUAGAUAUCGCUCUUUCUUCUCGUCCGCCAUGGCACCCCUACCCCCUACCCCUCUAGUCCCCUUACUCUCCGUUAUUGCCUACUCCCGUCGCAUGCUACCUAUCCCGCUCGCCGCCGAAUUUGACACCGAACUGUUCCCACAUUAUCCCGCGCGCAUGACUAGAAUUUGUCCCAUUCCAUUCUACAUUGGCUUUAGCGGUGCACGUAGAUAGUAUGUAGCUUAAGUUUCGAUACCCUGUCGCCCGAUACGCAAUACAGGUUGCUGUUUCCCC
Messenger RNA from Postia placenta MAD-698-R-SB12, 2035 nucleotides. RefSeq lists its product as hypothetical. Gene Ontology annotation, biological process: spermine transport; transmembrane transport. NCBI's taxonomy places the organism in Eukaryota, Fungi, Basidiomycota, Agaricomycetes, Polyporales, Adustoporiaceae. The transcript has 8 exons. The coding region runs from base 73 to 1767 and encodes 564 amino acids. The record is from RefSeq and is a predicted model, not a curated record. Gene Ontology annotation, molecular function: spermine transmembrane transporter activity. Gene Ontology annotation, cellular component: fungal-type vacuole membrane.